Molecule: messenger RNA, 7853 nt
Organism: Cyprinodon variegatus (sheepshead minnow)
Lineage: Eukaryota; Metazoa; Chordata; Actinopteri; Cyprinodontiformes; Cyprinodontidae
Product: insulin receptor substrate 1-B-like
Exons: 5
Coding region: 573-4442 (1289 amino acids)
Biological process (GO): insulin receptor signaling pathway
Cellular component (GO): plasma membrane; cytosol
Molecular function (GO): phosphatidylinositol 3-kinase binding; insulin receptor binding
Source: RefSeq, a predicted model, not a curated record
AACCGGCACAUUGAAUCGGCUCGGCAUCGGGCUGCUCCCAAAGUGAGCGACUGUGUCGCUCCACGGUAGCAGCUCCUCUCCUCUCCGCUCUGCGCUGUAGCAGCAUCAGAGCUGACCAGAGCAGGGCAGGGGUGGGGGGACAGGCAGACGCAUGGUCGCUGGACUCUGUGAUGUGCAGUAAAUGGGAUUAACCCGCCCAGACAGCUCUGGGAAACAACGCUAGUAGUAGUAGAGGGGAGGACAGAGAGAGGAGGGGUCGGUAGCUGGGGGGGGGAUCCCCGCGUAAAAAGCUUCGCCGCAUGUGGAAAACUUGCUCUGCUGGAGAGAAAACAAGCUCCCCCUUCCAAGAAAAGAAAAAAAAAACCAGAGCCGGGUCCAGACUUGCAGCAGCGUCCGGAUCGACCUCCAGCUCUCCUUUGGCGCACAUGCCUGGUUGAUGUGGAUGAGAGGAGCGCAGCGGACCUGGGAGCAUGUUUGAAUCCUCCUGCUAAAAGUUGCAGGGAGGAAAAACAAACCCAACUACAUUGAUCAUCUGGUUCCUUUUUUUAUCUGUAUUGCUGAGAACCCAACUAAUGGAGGGCCCAGCCGGAGAGCUGCACGGCAACGAGGACGUGCGCAAGAGCGGCUACCUCCGAAAGCAGAAGUCCAUGCACCGGCGCUACUUCGUGCUGCGCGCCGCCUCGGAGCGCGGACCGGCCCGCCUGGAGUACUAUGAGAGCGAGAAGAAGUUCCGCGGCAAGGCCCCCGUCCCGAAGAAGGCGGUGGCGCUGGAGACGUGCUUCAACAUCAACAAGCGGGCCGACUCCAAAAACAAGCACAUGAUCGUGCUCUACACCCGGGCGGAGAGCUUCGCCGUGGCCGCGGAGAACCAGGAGGACCAAGAGGAGUGGUUCCAGGCCAUGGUGGAGCUGCAGUGCAAAGGUAAAAAUCCCAGUGACAGCUCGACUGCAGGGGACUAUGGAGCGCCUAAUCCAGGGCCGGCGUUCAAAGAAGUUUGGCAGGUAAAGGUGUGGCCUAAAGGCUUAGGUCAAGCCAAGAACCUGGUGGGCAUCUAUCGGCUUUGCCUAACUGACAAGACGGUCAACUUCGUGAAGCUGAACUCCGACGCAGCCGCUGUGGUGCUCCAGCUGAUGAAUGUCAGGCGCUGCGGACAUUCAGAAAACUUUUUCUUUGUCGAGGUGGGCCGCUCGGCUGUGACGGGUCCCGGCGAGUUUUGGAUGCAGGUGGAUGAUUCUGUGGUGGCCCAGAACAUGCAUGAAACCUUGCUGGAGGCCAUGAAAGCCCUGAGCGAGGAGUUCCGCCAGCGCAGUAAGUCGCAGUCGAAUUCUGGUCCUGGAGGAGGUGCCACAGCUUCCAACCCCAUCAGUGUUCCUUCGCGUCGGCACCACCCCAACCCUCCUCCCAGCCAGGUGGGCUUCCUCCGCCGUCCCCGAACUGAGCCCUCCUUAAGUGCCACUGUUGGAGUGGGAGUAGGCAGUUCAAGUGCCUCCCCCACACCUCGACACAGCUUCCCAAGGUCACGCACCGCCAGUGAUGGGGGAAAAAGUGAGGACGGGAUAACAAGUUCCACUCCACUCCAUGGUGUAAACUCAAGUCCUUCUAACAACGGCUCCUGCUCUACGACCCCAAUCCUCAGGUCAAAGUCUGCCCGCUCAGUCCCAACAACAGCUGCUAAAACUCCUUUUGGGUUGAUGCGCUCCAUCUCGACCCCGGCCCCAUCACCAGCCCCUAGUCUCUCAUCCAGCUCUGGGCACGGAUCUGAGUUUGGAGGCAUCCCAUUUGCCGGUGCUGCUGCAGGGUCUGGCGCUUAUACUCGUGUACCCUCACAUCAUACCUCAGUCUCAUGCUCACCAAGUGAUUAUGGCUCGUCUGAUGAGUAUGGUUCCAGUCCUGGGGACCACACAGCUCUUCCCUCUCAGAGCCUACCAGGAAGCUCUGUCAGCAGCACUGGCAGCCAGUCCCUUGGCGAGGACGGAGCAAACUACAUCAUGAUGGGCCAAUGUAGUGGGAGCAGCGUUGGUGUAAGCAACAAUAGUCAAAGCAACAUUACAUCCAGCUCUCAGCCUGUGCCAGGAACACCAACUAAUGGCUCACUUCCCCAGACUAGGCGGGUGCUACGACGUUCAUCUAGCCGUGAAUGUGAGGCUGAAAGAAGGCUUCUGAGCAAGCGUGCCUCCCUGCCUCCUAUGGCCCUGGAAAGACUGGCUCCACAUCAGCGCAGAGCUGAAGAACCUGCAGAUGAAGAUUCAGCUGAUUAUGCUAUUAUGUCAAGGAGCACCAGUCGGGAGUCCUUCACAUCAACCUGUUCCUCUACUCAAAGGGAAUCAACCAUGGGUUCUUCUGUAGGGGGAGGAGGGUACUUGGAUGUAGCCGGAGAGCUAAAAAGUGACAUUGGUCCAGGAGCAGUUGCUGGGGUUGAUAAUGGGUAUAUGUCCAUGUUACCAGGUGUCACUCAGCCUCCUGUUUCCUCAUGUCAAACAAUGACCGUCUCUGUUCCAGAAUCAGAUUCCAAGCCUGCUGAUGACUAUAUGGCCAUGACCCCCAACAACAGCGUGUCACCCCCACAGCAGAUUCGUCCCCUGCCAGUGGCUGAUGGCUAUAUGAUAAUGUCACCCAACAGCAGCUGCUCCCCUGACCAGCGUGGAAGUCUCUCUGAAGGCACAUGGGUUGGCAGUGCUGACAGCAGGGCUGGUAGCGACUACAUGAAUAUGUCUCCAAUCAGUGUGCCUUCUGUAAACGGCAGUCCCCCACCCAAUGAACACACUUGCCAUUUGGAGACCAGUUUGCAACAGCAGCCCCCAAAAAUGGUCUAUUCUUACUACUCCCUUCCCAGGUCGUACAAGCAUAACCCCACUUCUGGGCUUUUUGAUGAUGGGCCUGGACGAGGUCGACGUCCCAAUGGCAGCUGUAGCAGGGGAGUGGGGGGCGGUAGAAACUUAGGUGGGCAUCAAGAGCAGCCAACUGGCAGUCCAGGUGUUGGGCAGCAUCAAUCACUCUCUUCGUCCUCAUACUCCUCCAGCUCAGCUAGCAGUGAGAGUCUUGGUGAGAGCGAUGAUAGGACUAAUCAGGCGACCGGUAAUGUGACAUGUGGGUCUCAGUCCAAAGAGGGGAGCAAGAUUUCUCAGAGACGGGGUUCUGGUGGGAUGACAAAACAAGGUAAUCACUUUAGAAGUAGACCAGUAAGUCUGUUUGUAGACGUUUCUAAGGCUAACACUCUUCCAAGAGUCCGUGAGAAUCCUCUACCCCCUGAACCUAAGAGCCCUGGGGAGUAUGUAAGCAUUGAAUAUAAGGGAGUUGCCAGUGGGCGAGGCAGAGCACUUAGACAUGGAUCAUUGAUGAAUCAUGGCUCAACUAACCAGCAUCCUCAAAACAGACUAGCUUCAUCUUCAGAAGACACUGUCUUACUGUCUCGUAGUCCCUCAGCCCCAGUCUCUCCACCCACUCCCUCGGAGUAUGUAAAUAUGGAUCUCGGGCCUUCACCAUCCCCUUCGCCCCAUUCCAAUACCCAGUUAAUUUUCCCUCCUUUCCAUACCCCUCCCACACCUCCAGCCCUUGCCCAUGCCCCUAAAACCUGCAAGGACACUGCUGCUAGUUUAUGUGAAGUGGCUGUUGUAGUGCCUGAACAGCCUCCUAGGAAAAGCAGGGAAAGUGUUCCCUCAGUGAGUGAGUCAGAGUUUCCUACAUCUUGUGGGGAUUACACAGAGAUGGCCUUCAGCUUGAAAAACAACACUGCCCCUCGAUCAUCACCUAGUAUGUCCCCCCAGGUCCCCUCUCCCACAAGAGCCGAUUCUUCAGUUUCAAUGCUCUCUCGGGGUCUAGACUUUACCUUAGGCAAAACAGGACUGAACCCAGAUCAGGGUGCUAAGGUAAUCCGUGCUGACCCCCAAGGACGUAGGCGGCACUGCUCAGAAACCUUUGUGGCAACACCCUCCCUAUCCACGUCUGCCUCUACUUCUUCUUCAACUGCCUCCCUCUUCCCAGAGCAUACCCAGGCUGUUGCACGCCGCCUUGGUUUUGAGAGCAUGCUGUGGGGGAACGGUGCCGUCACAGAUGCUCCUACUCAACUUCCACUUCCUGCACAGCAGUCACUUCCUACAAGCAAUCAGACAUCAUCCACAGAGCAAGGUCUUAACUACAUAGACUUGGACUUGGUUAACAAAGAGAGUCCAAAUGCUGGCCUGGAAGGUGCCACAGGAGGGCAGCCCCAAUCUCGACACUUCUCUGUUCUUGGUUCAGGCUCCACGAUUGGGGUAAUGGGGGCAGCAGCUGGUGGGAGCAGUAGUUCAAGCCUCAAUACGUAUGCCAGCAUCGACUUCUACAAAUCAGAGGAGCUACGUACACAUCCAAACGGGAACAAAGAGGGAACAGAUGGUGAAACGAUUCGAGGAAAUGAAGAUCGAAGUGCAAAGCGCCAAAAGAGAAAACAAGAAGCCGAUAUUUGAUUUGUGGGGCUAAGGGGAGGAAACGUUUAAUUGCAGCAUAGUGCUGAUGUCAGCGGUUCAUCUUUGGAGACAAUCUGGUACCACUCAAAGCGCUUCUAGGCCCCACCUUUUCCUCCUGUGACAACCAAUCAAAUGGAAAGAGCUGCUGGAUUGGACGUAACCCUGAAGCACUUUGACAUAAACUGAUGGAACAUUUUUUUUUUCCUUCCUCACAUUUAUCCGGUCGGUUGAGCAAACCAACAGGGAUGUGUGCCAAAUGAUAUUCUUAAAAAGCUAUUCGCUGCUCUCAUUUCCUGAAGUGAAAGCCAAUCAGAGGACGGUACAGAAAGGAGAAUAGUAUUGGGGGAACUUUUUUUUUUCUAAACCUCUAAUGAAUAAAAUAAUAGAAAUAUGGUUGACUGGUAUGUAUAAAAGAAAAGAAGAAAAUAUAUAGAUAUACAUAGCUGCUCAAAAAGUGCCUCAUUUUCAGAUUGUAGCCAUUCUAAAUGCUAAAGCUUCGGGUGUUUUUAUUCCACUCUUGUGUUAAUGUAAUUACAGUCGCAGAAGGUGCUGAUUAAGAUUAAAAGCAUUUUUUUUAUUUAUCGCAGAUGCGUUCAUGUCAUAAAGGAUCAAUGUAAGGGGUUGGAAAGUUUGCUGUGUAGAUUACAGGGGAUUGCUUGGGCACUAACAACAGACUUUAUAGACAAAAUAUUUAUAGUCCCUAUAAUUACAAACAGCCCUGUUUUCAGCAAAUAUGCCCACACUCAGACAGCAUUACGCCUGCUUUGAUUUAGUGCUUCUUGAUUUCUGCCCUUUACAAAAAAAUUAUAAAUAUACAUGGUAGAAAAAUUUGAAUCUCCUUAUUUAACGUGAGCAUCUCAAUUAUGACAGCUCACACUUAUAAUUAGGAAGACAUGGGGCAGUAUUUUAUUUUGAUAUUUGUUUUUACAGAGGUUUUACUGGGUUUUUUUUUUAGUUUAGAGAGAGAGAUAUGGGUACUUCUACCAAUGCCACUUCUUUUGAUUAUGGGAGGGAAGGAUCGCCUUGAAUAGCCAUAGGAUGGAAAUAUCACCUACCUUAUAUAUAGUGUAAAAAAAAUCCGUAUUCUUUAUGUGAAAUAAAGAUAAUAAUUUCCAAGAAUGUUUUUAAGCUUCUGUGCUUAUAUCAGAACAUUUUAUGUAGUGAAAUUGCAGCUAUAGCCAAACAAAAUAUGUUCAAAAUAUCACCUUAAAUAAAUGUUAUUAAAUGACAUGCUAACUCUCGUUACUUGUACCUUAAGAUAAGAAACUCAGGGCUUUUUUUUUUAUUUCAAGUAAAUUUUUUUAUGCAAUAAUGAUUUUUUUUUUUAUGACAAAUACAAAAAAUGUAUUAACAAAGUAUACUUACUAAAAAUUAUACUAAUUGUGCAUUUAACUGAAAUAUACAUAUUUUUUUCUACCCUGGAUAGCUUUAUAACUGUUGACCCCGCAAAAGGUGAAAGGAUAGGAGAUAUUAAUGUAUCCUAUCACAAAGAGCCAUCUAUUAACUUGUUAUUCAACCAACUUAAAAUGGAAAUCCAUGAGAGGCAACGGGUGUUGCAGAAAAAUAUUAAUAUUAAAUAUAAUUUAUAAUUUAUAAAAGCUGACAUAAAUCCUGCCAGAAUAUUCUAUUCCAGCCUAUGUUUUUUUUUUUUUUUUACUUUAGCCAUUCAGAUCAAACAACAAUACCUGUAGUAAUAUAUGGCAUUCUGGUAGGUUUUUCGCCAAUUUUUAUAGAUCUUAUUGUUUUUUUUUUUUUUUUUUUUCUAAGACACAAUACUGAUUUGGGGCUGUUGGAUUAAACUACUUUCCCAAACAUCAAAUGGUAUCAACAAAGUGAACCGAGCCAAACUAAUUACUGAAAGGUACCCAUUGAUUUGAGUUUGAUCUGGAGUUGUAAUUUCUUAAAAUUAAGAGUGACCAGAUCCUGCUGGAGUGUUGUGAGGAAAUAAAGAAGUCCUUUAUUUGGCGCACACACAUAUACCGCUAGAGAGGGUUGACAAUUUGCUUUGAUACAAACCUUCUUAGUUCCUCCUUUAUAACUUUGUUAUUAAUCACUAGUUUUUUCUAGGUGUGCGGAAAUAAAAAAUGCUACAUUUCAACAAACUAAGAAGUCUCCCAUGACAACUCCAAUAUGACAUGAACGCAGAGUUUUUGCUAAAAUUAAAUCUGUAUACAGUACUAGCAACCUGCUAGCUAUUCUUUCCUACUGUGAGAAAUAUUAGCAAAGCAGCUAUUAGCUCUAUGCUAAUUAAGGUGUUUCAUUUAUUUUCUUUUUCUUUCUCUCUUGAUUUUUUUUUAUUAACUGUUUACUUUCAUUUUUGCUGUUCAGUGAGCCAUAAACAAGUGUUCAUAUCCACAGGCUUGAAAAAAAAAAAGGCACUUGUAGCAGGGAGUGGAGCAGCUUGUACGCAAGCUUUAAGCUAGCUGAUUCAGUUUAGCAUAUCAGCCAGGUACCAGGACAUACGUUCACCGUCCUGCUGACCACAGCUGGGGUUAGACCCCCCUGAUACAGAGCCACACAAUCCCAUUAGUGCUAUUGGACACUCACUUAAUCCCGAUCGUCUCAGGAUGCUAAAUAACAAACAGUAUACAGAGCCGAGGACAGUGUCUCUAUCAAUAGCCGUGAUUAUGUUAGCUUUGUGCAGUCAGCAAAUAACCAUUUUAGCACCUGUAGAUGGAGUAGUUCUCAUUGAGGUUUUGCAUAAAGACAGCUAAUUUGCUCUCAGUUGCAAUGUAGAGCACCUAAUUGUUUCAGGAUAUUGUUAUUUUCUCAGUCUCUUUUCAAACUGAUCAAAGUGAAAGUACUUUAGCCUCUAAAUCCUCCUUAAUGACUAUUUGUUUUUAUCGCCUUCCUUUCCUGUCUUUGCUUGGCUCUAACUUUAAUCUUCACUAUGCAUAAGCACUUAAGUGCCUGUCCUAUUUCUUAAUCUUAGUCUCUCUGUCUCUCUGCCCCAUUUUAGCACAUAGCACUAAUACAUUUGUCAGAGCAGAAUAUAACAUAACUAUUUUUGUGUCUAUUUCCUGGCUGUACAGUUCUUGCAAAAUUCCUUCAGUUUUGUUUGGUGUAAACAUGUUAGCAUUUAUGGUCUCUGUCCCACGACCCAAGGACUUGAUCAUCACAUUGUAAUCAGUGCCAAAACACUGCAGCAACAGAACUAUGCUGUUCCUCUCUCCAACACCACCUCAAGAAACAACUUUCAGUUUUCAAGGCGGGGGAUUUUACUUGGUUUUAAGACUGAGAUGUAAUUUGUUUUUGUUUUCUUCGCAUUCUUUCACCGUUUUCAUGCGAGGUUUUUCUGGCAUAUCUCUGCUCCCAGUUGGCUCACGAGACUCUCUUUGAGAUAAAGGUCGCUGUUGGAGACUUAUGUAUGCUUUAACUUUGAAUUUGCCAAUGACUUUGACUGGAGGCUUA